Messenger RNA from Oncorhynchus nerka (sockeye salmon), 8732 nucleotides. Its product is annotated as ankyrin-3-like. Gene Ontology annotation, biological process: signal transduction. Gene Ontology annotation, molecular function: protein binding. The record is from RefSeq and is a predicted model, not a curated record. NCBI's taxonomy places the organism in Eukaryota, Metazoa, Chordata, Actinopteri, Salmoniformes, Salmonidae. Gene Ontology annotation, cellular component: cytoplasm.
GCGGAGCACCGACCCAGGUGCCGCCAUGGACCAAGAGGGGAACGUGAAGAGGACAGCUAGAAACACAGGGUGGUUACCGUAGUAACUGGAUCUCUCCUCUUCACCUCUGUGCCUGGUGAUGCUGUCUCUCCAUCUGGCUUCUCUUCUCUCGCUUCUAGAUACACUACCUCUACACUGAUAGUGGAUGACACAGAAACAGGAGGGGCUGGUUUCUCAUCUUUUCACCCUAACUGAGAAGGGAACCUUAUUCUCCGACACUCUCCUUGUCAGGACGGAACCCUACACUUUUUCCCUUUCCUUAUCUUUUUCUCUGAGAUCGUUGGCUUCCACUUCCCUGGGAUUUCUAACGUUUUUAUUCCGCCAUGGCUCACGCAGCCUCCGCAUUGAAGAAGAACCGGGACGUGGAUGUCAAUGCUAUCGAGGAUGAGAAAGAAAAGAAAAGGAGAAUUAAGAAACUUGCGUCCCGGGAACAAAAGAGAAAGUCGGACAGCAAUGCCAGUUACCUGCGAGCAGCGCGGGCUGGGAACCUUGAAAAGGCCCUGGACUACCUGAAGUCUGGGGUGGAAAUCAACAUCUGCAACCAGAAUGGAUUGAACGCUCUUCAUCUGGCCUCUAAGGAGGGUCAUGUGGAGGUGGUGGCUGAGCUGCUGAAGCUAGAAGCCAAUGUGGACGCAGCAACCAAGAAAGGAAACACCGCUCUUCACAUAGCCUCCCUGGCCGGCCAAACGGAAGUGGUGAAAGAGCUGGUCACCAAUGGAGCCAAUGUCAACGCACAGUCUCAGAAUGGCUUCACCCCACUGUACAUGGCUGCCCAGGAGAACCAUCUGGAGGUGGUACGCUUCCUCCUGGGACACAACUCCAGCCAGAGUAUGGCCACCGAGGACGGGUUCACUCCUCUGGCGGUGGCCCUGCAGCAGGGGCAUGACCAGGUGGUGUCUCUGCUCCUGGAGAAUGACACCAAGGGCAAGGUGCGUCUGCCCGCCCUGCACAUCGCCGCCCGCAAGGACGACACCAAGGCUGCAGCGUUACUUCUCCAGAACGACCACAAUGCAGAUGUCGAGUCCAAGAUGAUGGUGAAUAGAACGACAGAGAGCGGCUUCACUCCUCUCCACAUCGCUGCUCACUAUGGCAACAUCAACGUGGCCACGCUUCUGCUGAACCGAGGGGCCGCUGUGGACUUCAUGGCCAGGAAUGACAUCACACCUCUCCAUGUGGCAUCUAAAAGAGGAAAUAGUAAUAUGGUCAAACUGCUGUUGGACAGAGGCUCCAAAAUAGAUGGCAAGACCAAGGACGGACUGACACCUCUUCACUGUGGAGCGAGGAGCGGUCAUGAACAAGUGGUUGAGAUUCUGCUGGACCGCGGAGCACCCAUUCUGUCCAAGACAAAGAACGGGCUGUCCCCUUUGCACAUGGCCACUCAGGGCGACCACAUCAACUGUGUCCAGCUACUCCUCCAGAAUGACGUCCCUGUCGAUGAUGUCACCAAUGACUACCUGACAGCGCUACACGUGGCCGCCCACUGUGGACACUACAAAGUGGCCAAGCUCAUAGUGGACAAGAAAGCCAACCCAAACGCUAAAGCACUGAACGGCUUCACCCCGCUUCACAUCGCCUGCAAGAAGAACCGCGCCAAAGUGAUGGAGCUGCUGCUGAAACACGGCGCAUCGAUCCAGGCUGUGACCGAGUCUGGACUUACUCCUAUCCACGUGGCAGCCUUCAUGGGACAUGAUAACAUUGUCAACUCUCUGACACAUCACGGAGCUUCACCCAACACCACCAACGUGAGGGGUGAGACAGCGCUGCACAUGGCAGCACGGGCGGGUCAGGCGGACGUGGUGCGAUACCUGCUGCAGAAUGGAGCUAAUGUGGAGACCAAGGCCAAGGACGACCAGACGGCGCUGCACAUCUCUAGCCGGCUGGGGAAGGCUGACAUCGUCCAGCAGCUGCUGCAGCGGGGGGCUUCUGCCAAUGCUGCCACCACGUCAGGCUACACACCCCUCCACCUGGCUGCCCGCGAGGGCCACGAGGACGUAGCCGCCAUGCUGCUGGACCAGGGUGCAUCGCUCUCAGCCUCCACUAAGAAAGGGUUCAGUCCUCUUCACGUGGCAGCCAAGUAUGGGAAGAUGGAAGUGGCCAGCCUGCUUCUUCAGAAGAGAGCAGCUCCAGAUGCAGCUGGAAAGAGUGGGCUAACUCCACUGCAUGUAGCUGCUCACUACGAUAAUCAGAGAGUGGCUCUACUGCUUCUGGAUCAGGGAGCAUCUCCCCACGCCUCCGCCAAGAAUGGCUACACACCCCUCCACAUAGCUGCCAAGAAGAACCAGAUGGACAUAGGGACCACGCUACUGGAAUACGGGGCGGACACCAAUGCUGUGACCCGCCAGGGCAUCAGUCCUGUUCACCUGGCUGCACAGGAGGGCAGUGUGGACUUGGUCUCUCUGCUCCUCUCCAAGAACGCCAAUGUCAACAUGGGCAACAAGAGCGGCCUCACACCGCUCCACUUAGCAGCGCAGGAGGACAAAGUCAACGUGGCAGAAGUGCUGCUCAACCAGGGGGCGGACAUCAACCCCGAGACAAAGAUGGGAUACACUCCGCUGCAUGUGGCUUGUCACUAUGGCAACAUCAAGAUGGCAAACUUCCUCAUACAGAACCAGGCCAGAGUUGAUGGAAAAACAAAGAACGGCUACACGCCCCUCCACCAGGCGGCGCAGCAGGGUCACACCCACAUCAUCAACCUGCUGCUGCAGCACGGAGCCUCGGCCAAUCAGCUGACCGUGAACGGGAACACAGCCUUGUCCAUUGCCCGUCGCCUUGGUUACAUCUCAGUGGUGGACACUCUCAUGCCGCUGACUGAUGAGAAUCUGACCUCUGUGACUACGACAGAAAAACACAAAAUGAACGUCCCCGAGACCAUGAACGAGUUUCUGGACAUGUCUGAAGAUGAAGUUAAGGCUAAUGUGCCGGAAAUUCUCAAUGAGGACUGUAUUUCAGAUGUUGACGAAGGUGAGGAUGCAAUGACCGGAGACACUGACAAAUAUCUGCGGCCCCAGGACCUCAAGGAGCUGGGGGACGACUCUCUCCCGCAGGAGGGCUACAUGGGGUUCAGCAUAGGAGUCCGCUCAGCAAGUUCGGAUAGGUCCAACACCCUCAACCGCAGCUCCUACGCACGGGACAGCAUGACGAUAGAGGAGAUCCUCGCCCCGACCAAGGACACACACCUGGCUGUAACCCGGGACUACGAUGCAGAGUGCCUGAGGCGCUACAGCUGGACCCCAGACACCAUGGACCACAGCAACACUGUGUCCAGCCCCAUUCACUCAGGAUUCCUGGUUAGCUUCAUGGUGGAUGCUCGUGGGGGGUCCAUGAGAGGAAGCCGAAGCAACGGCAUGCGUAUCAUCAUCCCGCCCCGGAAGUGCACGGCUCCCACCCGCAUCACCUGCCGCCUGGCCAAGAGGCACAAGCUGGCCUACCCCCCGCCCAUGGUGGAGGGAGAGGGCCUGGUCAGCCGGCUGGUUGAGGUCGGUCCUGCAGGAGCCCAGUUUCUGGGCCCUGUAAUCGUGGAGAUUCCUCAUUUUGGCUCCAUGAGGGGGAAGGAGAGGGAGCUGAUCGUACUCAGGAGCGACAAUGGUGACACAUGGAAGGAACACCAGUACGACUGCCAUCCAAGUGACAUCACAGACAUUCUGAACGGGAUGGACGAAGAACUGGACAGCAAUGCUGAGCUGGAGAAGAAGCGUAUUAGUCGGAUCAUCACCAGGGACUUCCCCCAGUACUUUGCGGUGGUGUCCAGGAUCAAGCAGGAGAGUAACCACAUGGGUCCAGAGGGUGGGACGCUGACCAGCCAGACAGUGCCCAUGGUCCAGGCUUCGUUCCCACAGGGGGCGCUCACCAAGAAGAUACGCGUUGGCCUGCAGGCUCAGCCCGUCCCAGACGACAUGGUGAGGAAUCUUCUCGGCAACAGGGCCACCUUCAGCCCUAUAGUUACCGUGGAGCCCAGGAGGAGGAAGUUCCACAAGCCCAUUACCAUGACGAUCCCUGUUCCGCCCCGAUCUGCAGAAGGCCACCCCAGUGGACACAGGGGGGACUCCACCCCCUGCCUGCGCCUCCUCUGCAGCAUCACAGGUGGAACAUCUCCUGCCCAGUGGGAGGACAUCACAGGGACCACUCCCCUGUCCUUUGUCACAGACUGUGUUUCUUUCACAACAAAUGUGUCGGCCAGGUUCUGGCUUACAGACUGUCACCAGACUCCUGAGACGGUCAGUCUGGCCUCUCAGCUAUACCGGGAGCUGAUCUGUGUGCCGUACCUGGCCAAGUUUGUGGUGUUUGCCAAGAUGAACGAUCCUGUGGAGUCACGCCUCCGCUGCUUCUGCAUGACGGACGACAAGGUGGACAAGACUCUGGAACAACAGGAGAACUUUGAAGAGGUGGCCAGGAGCAAGGACAUUGAGGUCUUGGAGGGCAAGCCUAUCCAUGUGGAUUGCUAUGGCAACUUAUCUCCUCUUACCAAGAGUGGGCAGCAGCUGAUCUUCAACUUCUUCUCUUUCAAAGAGAACCGGCUUCCUUUCAAUGUGAAGGUCAGAGACAUGGGCCAAGAACCAUGCGGUCGACUCUCAUUCUUGAGAGAGCCAAAAACCACUAAAGGUCUUCCACAGACUGCUGUAUGUAAUUUGAAUAUCACACUGCCAACUCAUAAGAAGGACAUGAUGGAGUCUGAUCCUGAUGAUGAGACUGAAAAACCAGACCGACGUCAUACCUUUGCCUCCUUAGCUUUGCGUAAGCGCUACAGCUAUCUGACCGACCCUGCAGCGAGUCCUCAGAGUCCCUGUGAGCGAACAGACCUGCGGAUGGCCAUUGUGGCCGACCACCUGGGACUUAGCUGGACUGAGCUGGCUCGGGAAAUGAACUUUUCUGUCGACGAGAUCAACCACAUCCGAGUGGAGAACCCCAACUCCCUGACAGCGCAGAGCUUCAUGCUGCUAAAGAAAUGGGUCAGCCGGGACGGUAAAAACGCAACGACGGAUGCCUUAACUGGAGUGCUGACCAAAGUCAAUCGGAUGGAUAUUGUGACUUUACUGGAGGGGCCGAUAUUUGACUAUGGUAACAUUUCAGGCACGAGAAGUUUUGCCGAUGAUAACGCUGUUUACCUGGAUCAGGCUGAUGAUUAUCACUGCAUCCUAGCGGAGCUGCAGUCCCCAGCCCAACUGCACUCUGACCCUUCCUUCACAGAGCUCUACUCUGAACCCCCUACCCUCACCAUUGACCCCGAACCUUCCCCUGUCCAGCUCAAGCCAGACCCUCCUAUCUUCAUCCUCACCCAGUCUGAGUCCUGGGCCGACCACAUGGAGCCUGACUCCUCCACUAGGAGCCCUUCUAGACCCUAUGAGCUGUCCCUGUACAUUCCCACCCUUGACUUAGAUCCCACCGCUGCCACCAACACAGGAAUGGCUGAAGGUGACCAGGUGCUGAUAGUGGAAGAAGAGAAAAAGGAAGUGGACAUAAGCCUCCAACAGAUGUCAUUCGUUUCCCCUGAACAGUGUGAAGUAGAAAAAGAGGUCAAAAAGCAAGUCUCCUUCUUCUCAUCAUCUUUGUCCUCCCCAUCAUCGCCAUGGCAAGCACAGCAGGACAGCAGACGGGCAGGGGCUGAGGAGGUCGUGAAGGGAGAUGGUGAGGAAGUGGUAGAGGCAGGUGAGAUGGCGGAAAACGGGGAUAAAGUGGUAGAAGAGGGGGACAAUAAGAUGGUCUUGGAGGGGUGUAAGGAGCGAGAGAAUGGGGCUGAGGUGGCGGAAGAGGGGGCUAAGGUGGUGAAAGAGGGGGAUAAUAAGAUGGUGUUGGGGGGUAAGGAGCCAGAGAAUGGGGCUGAGGUGUUGGGGGAGCAGGGAGUGUCUGGUUCCACUGAGGAAAAGGAUGGAGAUGAAAAUGAGAUGACAGAAGACAAGUUGAAGUCGCUGUUGGAGGAUAUUCAUUUGGAGGAAGGCUCAGAGGAAGAGGAGGGCGAGGAAAUGACGGAGGCCAAGGUUCAGGAGAUUCUCAGUCAGGUGAAGCAGGCAGAAAAAGACAUGUGUUCACUUCCAGGUUGGCACAGUGAGACAUUCAGCGUCAACAUGGAGCCGCCCACACCCGGACGCAGUGUGAGCUCAGAGCUGCUAGACCGCCAGGAAAAUAGCCAGGAGAACUCCAGUGACUCCGCCACCUCUUCCUCUAGAGGGGAGCCAGGGAGGUCCAGGCACAAUGGCGAUCACACGGAGCUACCACCUCAUGACGGGUCACUUCCUCUAUCGCAGGACUCAGCCAACAGAAGAGCUGGACAUGGGAAGGAAGAAGGCGUACUUGUGUCUGAGAAGAAAGUCCAGCGUUUUAGUGAGUCUGGCACUGAUGAGGAACAAACCGUCACCACCAGGGUGUUUCGGCGCCGGGUCAUUCUUAAGGGAGAACAGGCAAAGAAUAUUCCAGGCGAAUCAGUGACAGAAGAACAGUUUACCGAUGAAGACGGUAACAUCAUCACUAGAAAAGUCAUCAGAAAAGUCAUCAGGCGGGUGUCCAUGCCUGACGACCAGGGCGGGGACAGGGGGAGGUGGGACCGAGGAGACCUCUGGCCUUGCCCUUUCUCACUGGAGGAGGAGCUAGAGCAAGGAGAUGGAGCUAAAAGCAGGAGGAAGGAGGAGAGGUUGGGAGAAAAGAAGCUUCAGUCGUAGGGCUAGCUGUGCUCCACCAGGUGUGCAGGAAUUAUUCUCCACGGCAGAAAGUUACACACAACUAGAAACUAAAGGAAAAUAGGACAUUUCAGCCAAUACUUCCAACAUGUGGUUUUCAAGCGUGAAGAACUUGACCCGUCUGAUUUUAGCAUGAGCAUGAAAAACUCACUCCCUGUCAAUUGCGGGAUCUGGAAGGUUCUCACCAUGGAAUCUGAAUUCUAAUUGUACAGCUCUCACUUCCUGUGGUCUAUGGACCAGAAGAAUUAUGCUUCCUGUUUGUGACUCGUAACGUGCCAUUGGUGUCAUGAGAGCUUUUGAGGAGCAUUGUGGUGAGACCGAAAAAGGACUCCAUUACAGAAAAACCACAGGUGCAACUGAACAUACACUUCCCUGUGACCAAAGAUGGCACAAAAGCUCAAUUCUAAUAGUAGGAGAAAGAAACUCAACAAAAUUACACACAACAAGAGGAUCACUUCUGAUCCACCUCCAACACUCGCCUUAUAUUUUUUUUCUUGGACCCAUAAAUGUCAGGUUGUAAAUUGCUGGGGUUUUUGUUUUCCUUUUAUAAACCUGAAAAUAACCAGACUUUGUUCUGUAUAGAAAUUACAAUCUGUACAAUUCUAAAAUGAUGAGUUACAAGAUGAUAAUGCAGAGGAGAGAACUUUACAAGUGCUUUCAACAUGAUUAUCAAAAUGGUUCAAGAUUUGAGUGAACUUCACAUGUUGUUGUAUAAUUAAUUAUUAUAGCAGGUAUAACAUUUGUAUAUGAAAAAAGCUGGUUUGAUUUUAACAGGAAAUUUCCAGAAAAUCUUCUGCAAAUUUCAGUGAUUCCCAAAAUGGGGAUGUAUCUAAUUCUGCAAAAGCAGUCUUUCAGAGUACUCAUAUUUUCAUGCAUGCCUUUCACAUUAUUUUAAGUAAAAUUUGUACAAGUUUGAAAACACUAUUAAAAAUUAGAAUUAAAACCCUUUAUCUGUGUACAACUAUAGCCUUAACAUUUGUCACCAGUUUUAUAUUUGAAAUUAGAAAAAAAAAAUAGAAAAAAAACAUAAGUGUUUUUUUUGUCUCGGACAAGGAACAGUAUGAAGAAAGUUUGUUCUAUAGCUUCUUGAGGAUUACCGUUUGUCUAUGUACAACUGAAGGGCGGCUUCUGCAGGGUUUAUCAUAAAUGCUAUGAGAAAGGAGUAAUCUGAAUGUAUAUGCUAGAAGACUGUCUCGCUGUAAAAUGAUCAAUGUAUUGUGUGUAUUGGCUAUAAGGUGUAGAGGUCUCUGUAAGACUGUUUGUAAUCAUUUUAGCAGUGUGUCAAUUGGUUUUAUAAAGGCUGCUGUGGUUUUAAAGACGAGGGUUUGGGGUUUUUGGGAAGUAUUUCCUUAAAUUUAAUCUACUCACAUAAAGACACACAAGGCAUUCUUUGAUUGUAACUCUUGAUAGCAUAUGUAUGACAAAAACACUGGAUGGUCAAAACGAUUAUUUAAAGCAUAAAAUAAAUUGUGUUGAACUCUGAAAUUGUGUGAUCUUUUUAGGCUUGAGAAUCUGUAUGCAGUGUCUAACUAGCAUUGUUUUGAUAGCUCAUUGGCGAUUACUUUGCAUUAGAUCUUCUCUUUGUAUUGGUUAGACUAGAGGCCCAUGUAGUUGAAGUGUGGUGUUAUUCUGGUGUGAAGGCUCAGACUUAGUGUGAUGAUGUUUAUGCUGUGGACAUGACAACCAUGUAAAGGACUUCAUUUCUUUUGACAAGUGAAGCAAUUUAGGGUAUUGUAUCAUAUAUCCUAUCUUACAUGUCAAUCAGGGGGUAGAGGGUAAUUUGAUAUGGUUGAACUAUCAAUUUUGUCAAUUUUGUUUGAUCUGUGUUUUCAACUGAGCAAAUUUUUUCGAUGUACAAUUCUUACUAACAGAGUGAAGCCAUUGAAAUGUAACUAUUCUAGCACUUUGGUUAUUCAAAGUCUUCUUUUAGAGGCUAUAGCAGUAAUGACGCCACCACAAUGUUUCAAGCGUCUUCAAAAAAUGUAAUUUAAAAACAAAAUAAAUAAAAAAGCAUUGGUUUUGAAA